CUGAGAUUUCAUUUCAAGAAGCACUCUCACUCACUUGAGUAAUUAGCCAAAACUAUGGAGCUUAAACUAGCCACCGCCGAGAAACAAGUGCUUGAAGAGUUGGUGAAGCUAGUUCAGCGUCGAGGUUUGCGUGGCGAAAAUGGAGGAUGGAAGGAGUUUUUAGAUGCUAAAGACAAGAAGAAGAUUGGGUCACCAAAUGACCCUUCGAAGCGUUCCCAUGAAGAACUUGUCGCCUUUCUCACAACCUUCAAGAAGAAACAAGAUUUGCAGGUUCUAAAAUGUCACGCCAAUUGUCUUCUGAUUGAGAAAUUAGAGCAGGAAUCUGCUAUUAACGACACUCCUGAGCAGAGUCUAGUUAGAUUGACUGUUGAGCAUCCUGCUUACUCGUUAGACUACUCAUUCCAGCCACACUCCGAGGACUGGUUUGUAUCCGAUGUUGGAAUUAAGAUGUUCAAGGUGAUGGAAUCAACAGAAAUGGUAGCUGUUGACUGUGAGAUGGUUCUUUGCGAAGAUGGAACUGAGGGUUUGGUCAGAGUUGGUGCUGUAGACCGAAAUUUAAAGGUGAUUCUUGACGAAUUUGUGAAACCGGACAAACCUGUAGUUGACUAUAGGACAGACAUUACAGGGAUUACUGCUGAAGUUAUCGAAAAAGCUACCCUCUCCCUGUUAGAUAUACAGGAAACUUUGCAGCCCUUUCUUUCAAAUGGUGCAGUUUUGGUUGGUCACAGUUUGAACAAAGAUUUGGAAGUGUUGAAGAUAGAUCAUCCCAAAGUAAUCGAUACCGCACUUGUUUUCAAGUAUUCCAAUGCAAGGAAGCCCAAAAGAGUUUCACUUAACAACCUUUGCAAGUCUAUUUUGGGUUAUGAAGUCCGAAAGGCAGGAGUCUCUCAUGAUUGUGUACACGACGCAUCAGCUGCGAUGAAACUUGCACUUGCUGUUAUAGAGAAGAGAGCUACCACAACAAUCUCACCGUCUAAAGAGAUGUUGGAGGUUGAGAAGGCAAAGCUUUUUAUACAUAAAAUCCCUCACAAUGUGACAUCUAAAGAGCUGGAGAAAGUUCUUUCUGGAGAAUUUACACUUGAUGUUAAGCCAGCAAAAACAUCGAGAGGUUGCUAUUGUGCGUUUUUUGUUUUCCCUAGCUCAAAAGAAGCAGAUCAAGCAUUUGAAAACGUUGAUGGAGACCAGGGGCAGGAUUCUUUGGGUUUGCCACAAAAGCUAGUUUUAUUUAAGCUGAGUUCUGGCUCCAGAGUUAGUAUAUAUGUCCGUAAAAUGGUUCAAGAUGAUUCUGCCUAGAUCUGUCACUACAAAGACAGUUUUUCCGGGAGAAAAAAAAACUAUGUGUAGCGACCGACAGGAGUUGACCAAAUAUUUAUUAUUUUGAGUAAGAUUUUCUAUUUGACAAUGUAGGAAUAGAAAACAAUGGCAAAACUAGUAUAGUAGUAUAGUACUAUUAACAAUGUUCGUUUGCAUCAGAGAACAUGAGUUUUCUUAAG
This is a messenger RNA of Eruca vesicaria subsp. sativa (arugula), 1493 nucleotides long. Lineage: Eukaryota; Viridiplantae; Streptophyta; Magnoliopsida; Brassicales; Brassicaceae. The record is from the annotation of a GenBank genome assembly.